AUGAUGAGUACGAAUGAUGCUGAGGUGGCCAGCAUAAUUGCGAAGCUAAAGAAACGAAAAAGAAACGAUGAGGAUAUCGACAUGAAGGACGCCGGGGCCGGGCUCACUGCCGAAGAAGAGAAGAGAAAGAGGAAAGAAGAGAAACGAGAGAAGAGAAAGCAGCGGCGAUCAGACGUUGGUACAGAAACGGAGGAGAAAGCGAAGGAGGAUGCUGAGCAGACUCCCUCGAAGAAAGGGAAAAAGGACAAGAAAUCGAAAAAAUCAAAGGCAGAUACGGCCACGGAGGACGUCGAUAAUGAUAAUAAUGAUAAUACUAAUACAAUCACCACCACUAUUACUACUGUCACCACAGAAGAGGUACCACCACCAGCUGCCAACGACGAAGAAUCGAAACCGGAAAAGAAGGACAAGAAACACUCAAAAAAAGAGAAAAAGUCCAAGAUAGCCUCCGGCGAGGGUGAAGAAGACGCCUCUGGGCUAUCAAAACACAAGUCAAUUCUCCAAAAGCUUGUUAAAGUCAAAACCAAAGCUACACUCACACCCGCCGCCCCCGAGGUUGAAGAAGAAGCGAUAGAAGCAAAGGGCCUUGAACCUCUCCCUCAGCCCGCGCCCACCAAAGACCCCAAACGCCUGGCCGUUCUCGCCUCUUCACUCCCCCCAUGGCUCGCGGCCCCAAUUGUUGUCACGCCGGCAACUACAGUUCCCUUUAAUGGCAUGACUGGCAUAUCACCAAAGCUCCUUACACGCCUCGAGACCUUAAACCUGCCCAACGCAUUCGCCGUGCAGUCUGCCGUAGUUCCGCUGCUCCUGGACCCUAAAGCCGGCGACGUCUGUAUCUCCGCCGCCACGGGGUCCGGGAAAACCCUCUCCUACAUCCUUCCAAUUGUCCAAUCGCUCUCCACCCGUGUUGUCACCCGCCUCCGAGCAGUGGUGGUAGUCCCAACCAGAGAACUCGUCUCCCAAGUCUUCUCGACCGCCGUCUCCCUAACUUCCGGUACUGGCCUCAAGGUCGGGACCGGAAUUGGGUCGAAGGCACUCGCGGCCGAGCAGGCCCUCCUGAUUGAUCCCGACACUGGCAGUAAGGUUGACAUCCUCAUCACGACUCCCGGACGCCUGGUAGAGCAUAUCAAAAAUACUCCCGGGUUUUGUCUGAAGUGGGUCAAGUGGCUCGUCAUUGAUGAAGCGGAUCGCCUACUCGCACAGAGUUUCCAGGAAUGGGUUGACGUAGUUGUGGGCUCUAUCGAGACCGCGGCGAAGGAUCAGGACUGGGGGAAUGGGUUGGAGGACGUUCUGGAGGACCUGGGCAUCAAUGUUCAGGCGCAGCAGAUUGCUGUGAGGAAGGUCGUUUUGAGCGCGACGAUGACGAAGGAUGCGGGUAAGCUUGCAGGGCUGAAGCUGAGGAGACCGACGAUGGUCGUUGUUGAGAAGCCUGUUGGCGCGGACGGCACGGCGAAGGAUGAUGAGAACGAGGACGACGAAGAUAUGCCUGAGGAAGUGUUCUCGGUUCCGACAGAGUUGAGAGAAUACGCGAUUCCGAUCGUCAACAAGGAGUAUAAGCCCCUCUACUUGAUGUAUCUCCUCCGCAACCGUAGUAUCAAGAGAGGUACCAUCGUGUUCGUAAAGAGUAACGAGGGUGCUGCACGACUGGCGAAGCUCAUCGAUACAGUCGUUGAAAAGAUCGGGAUUUCAAAAGAGGCUGGGUGGACUACCGGUCUAGUCACUGGAGAAAUGGAGAAGAAGCGGCGUGAGAAAGUCCUUCGCUCGUUCAAGAAAGACGAAGUUCAAAUUCUCAUCUGUUCCGACCUUAUAUCUCGUGGUCUGGAUCUGCCUCACGUGGACAACGUCGUGAACUACGACAUCCCCUCCAGUACCCGCGCAUACGUGCACCGAGUCGGCCGUACUGCGAGAGCCGGGAAAGAGGGUGAUGCGUUCACACUUGUUGAGGACAAGGAGGCAAGGUGGUUCUGGCGCGAUCUGGUGAAGGGAAUCAGGAGACGGGAGGAGGGCGUCGAGAGGAUGGCUGUGGCCCUAGAAGAUGAGGGCAUGGGGUGGAGAGGUGCCUAUGAGGAGUGUUUGUAUGGAUAG
Molecule: messenger RNA, 2085 nt
Organism: Morchella importuna
Lineage: Eukaryota; Fungi; Ascomycota; Pezizomycetes; Pezizales; Morchellaceae
Exons: 2
Coding region: 1-2085 (694 amino acids)
Cellular component (GO): nucleus
Molecular function (GO): ATP binding; nucleic acid binding
Source: RefSeq, a predicted model, not a curated record